GGGUGGGGAGACCUCCACGUCGCAGAGACUCGAAAGAGAGAGACGGUGUAGGCGCGCUCGACCGAGCUAGUCUCUCAGUGUCGUUCCAGCCGUGGCUUCGUACGGUAGUAGAACGAGACUCGCGUCGAGAUAUCUCUGUCCACGUUCAAACUCUUUCGAGGAUUUUCGCGAUCAGUGGACGGAUAUCGUACACGCGCACGCAUCUCAUUACACACUUUCUCUAUCUGUCUGUCUAUUUAUCUAUCUAUCUAUCAGUCAAUCAAUCAAUCAAUCAUUUUUUCUUUUUCUUUUUUCUCUUUCCGUUUUCGUCUGCGUUAUCUCGGUAUCUUUUUUCUGUCUUUCGUUUUUCGUCGAUUUCUCUUUACACUCGUCGAAGAUCGUUCUCGAUCGGAGUGAUCGAGUAUAUAUUAUCGGGGACACAUGCAUCAUGGGCUAGAUCGAGUACACUUGGCUCUUGGAGAUGCCGAGAGGAAAGACGCGUUCGAAGAAACUGGGUCAGUGGUGUUGAGUGUUCUGUGAUCGUUUAUUUCACCGGUGAACGAAAAAGAAAAAUAUCAAUAUAAAAAGAGGAGAAAAAGAAAGAAAGAAUUAAAAACGGGGGAACGAGGUUUUUUUUUUCUUUUCUUUACGAAAUAAGACGUGAAAUGUGUCCGACAUUGAGCUAAUAUACCGGAGAAUUGGUGAAUAGGGUGAUAAGGUUCGAUAAGUAGCCUAUUAUUGUAAGAUGAGCCCGGGCUCUCAGGGCACCCUGGAGGUGGAGCGUUACAUCGGUAGCUGUUUGAUAUCGUCGAACGUUCGAAACGGAGCGCAUAAGGCGAUCCUUGGGAAGAAACAGGAUCAAAACAGUCUGCGUGGGAAAAAUACUAAAGUCUGUUACGGUGGACAGAAUUACGGUAGUGGUAACGAGCAAUGCUCGAUGCAAUACGGCACUGUUUCCGGUGGUUGGGCGGGUGCUCCACUGAUUUCGAUGACGUCCAGUCCUCGUAGAUGUAAUCAAGGUUUGUCACCUUCGUUGGGACAACAACAACAGCAACAGCAACAGCAUCAAUUGCAAACGCAGCAACAACAAUCGUCCCAGCAACAGCAAUCGCAAGCUUGCGAGCAGCAACAGCAGCAGCAGCAGCUGAACGGACACCUGCACAAAAGUCCCCUCUCCAGACUAGCCAUUCACACGCAGGGAGCGCCGUUGAUUCUCGCCGGUCGAUUUCACAAUCGAGGAAAAAUACACGCUGGCAACGCCGUCGGCCUCGGCAACGGCGUUCCCAGCAGCAACCUCGCGGUUGGUGGUUACGUCCAUGCUAAUGGAAACUCAUCGGCGAACUCGAUGAACGGUACGAUGAACAGUACGAUGAACAGUACGAUGAACGGUUCAACGAGCGGACCCACGCGAUGUCCAGCGCCACCGCGACCCAGGAGACCGAUGGAAUCUACGAAAAAGGUUCAGGCAGGAAAUGGAAAGGGGGAUUGUUCGAACGUAUCUAAAGAUUCUACGGGGACGAAUAUCGCGAAUAUCGAUUCGUUGAGUAUCGCUAGCGACGAGAGUUCCGGCUCGAACAAUUCUGAGAACAGUCUACCCCGAAUCAUAAAACCGCGGAAGCGUAGAAAGAAGGAUAGGAAACCUCCGAACGGAGGGAUAACAACGUCAUCGACGGACGGAAGUACGACGACGACGACGACGGCGACGACGACAACAACGAUGACGCCGGCGACGACGGCAGCGACAACGACGAUGACGACGACGACGACCACGACGACGACGACGAAAUCGGAUGAACCUCAACAGCAACGAACGAGUCCUAACGCCGUUAACGAACAGUCAGGCGUCGUCAUGCCGUUGAAACCUUACGUAUCGUCUAGCUGUUACGAUCAUCAAAGAUACGAAAGUGGAUCGGUUCAACAAAGAAACCACAGAAGACCACCGAUCGGCAGGGAAAGUGUUUACGGCUCUUGUCGGGCGCAGGUGUCCUCCGUGCAGGCCAUUGCCGACAUCAGGCAACAGAGGUACGCGCAUCGGCACGUGCAAGUGAAAGUGCUGGACGACAACAGAAACGUCGUCGUGCCGGGCACGAUGCGAGCGAUUCAGUCGAAAGCUUACAGGCCGCACAGUCAUCAUCAUCACCAUCAUCACCAUCAUCAUCACGUAGUUAGCAACAACAAUAACAACAGCAACAAUAACAAUAAUAACAACAGCGUCGCGUCUCGUUACGUACAUCAGGAUUACACAGACGCAACUGCGAAUUGCGAGGACGGUUUUACCGACGGAUUGGGACUUUGUCAGUGUCGUUAUUGCGAUCCUUCCGGAUUGAUUUGGGACGUAGAUCAGAACGGAUAUUCCCCUUAUUUAACCGCACCAACGUGUAACGAUUUUUGCCCUGCUAAUCACCAAUACCCUCAACAGACCCCAACGAUGUUUCUGUCGCGUGGCUCGUCUCUCGGUUGUCAAGAUCGACAGCAACACCGACAUCAGCAUCAACACCAACACCAACACCAACAUCAACAUCAACACCAACAUCAACAGCAACAGCCAACGAUCGAGAGAUUAUUCGACGCGGAAUGUCCGCGUUUAACGCGUCCGGAACGCGAUGCCUCUAGCACGGUAAUCCUAAGGCGUAGCUGGAGCGAUCCGACUAGCUACUUCAGCGAAGAGAUUACCGCGCCCAGUAGAGACGUCGGCGUGAUCGGUGACAGAGGUCAAUCGGAGAACGGCAAACGUUGCGGAGGAACGUUUUGGCACGGUGAUACGACGGCAUCCGCUGGCAUGGCCAACGGCACACCAAACGUAUCUUCAUCGAACGGUAACUUGGGUAAUUCAGCUAGCUCGCCCUCUUCUAAGGGCCUCGAGGUCUCCACGGAAAUUGUUACCUCGCCGAACGGGCAUCGGGACUUGGAAAUCAAGUUUUAUUCCCCAUCGCCAAAUGCACCGUCGGCAAAUGCGAUCGAGGAAGACAAGUCGUCGAUAUUCGUCGAGGAGGAAGAGGAAGAUUUCAAUGAUAUUUGGAGUUAUCACGAGUCGAAACUGCAAAAGGAUUUUCGAAGUUUGUUACAAGCGGAAGAGUGAAUAGAGAGAGAGAGAGAGAGGGAGAGAGAGACAGAGAAGAAAAAAUAUUUGACGAGCAUCGAUCGAACUUCCAUGUUUUAUUUACCUUUAAACGUGAGACAUGUUGAUGGAGAAAGAAACGGAUAAAAGGAAAGAAAAAGAGAGAGAAAGAGAGAAAGAGAGUAGAAAUGAAAGGCCUGUUUCAAAGGGGCCACAAGAGAAGAAGAUGCUCGACGAGACUCGACGUAGGUUGCGAUCGUGAAAGCCAGUAACGACGAACAGAGAAAAAGCAACGAAACGACGCGUGCCGAACGGCGCGAAGGAGUAGUAGUCGCUUGGUGGGGAGGAGAGAGUUCCUCCUAACGGUGCAAGUAGUAUACACGUAGUGUACGUGACAAGCCUACACGGAGAGGACGGAUGACGAUGACGACGACGACGACGACAACGACGAGAACGACGACGACGACGACGACGACGAAGACGACGACGAUGAAGACGAAGAGGAAGAGGACGAGAAGGAAGAAGAAGAAGAAGAAGAAGAAGAAAAAGAGAAAGAGGAAUACGACAACGACAACGUUCGUUCGUUCGUUCGUUCGUUCGUUCUUUCUUUCUUUCUUUCUUUCGUUCUUUCGUUCAUUUGUUGGGAACUUUUCGUCGUAGCAGAGCGAUCAACUUUGACCUCCUCGAGAGAAGAUAUAAUAAAAAAGAAAAUCGAAAAAAGAAAAAGAAGGAAGGAUAAUACAUACGAAACAUAUUUAUACAUACAUACAUACACAUACAUAUAUAUAUAUGUAUGUAUGUAUGUGUAUACGUAUAUUUAUACACAUGUAUGUAUAUAUGUAUGUAUACAUUUACGUAUACAUAUAUGUAUAAAAUCCUUGUUUAUGUCGUUAAAUUGUCAUUGUGUUAUUCGAAAAGAAAAUAUAAAACAAAAAACAAAAUGGAAGAAAAGAGAGAAAGAGGGAGAGAGAGAGAGAGAGAGAAAAAAAGAGCGAACACUUUCCGAGAAGAAAACACUUCGCUUCGACUUUCACCGUUAACGAAUCCAAACGAGAACGAAACGGUGUUUAAAACGUGAUCUAGUGAUUAAUCGACGAAACGAUUAAGCGAAUGGUCCGGAAUCGCCCCAAGAGGAACAAACGCGCAGCCUCGCCUGUGUCGCCGCCCCUCCCCCCACCCUCUUAACCCUCUCCCCGUCCUUUUCACCCUUUCGCCCUUCCACCCUUCCGAGGAUUCACGAAUCGCGUCGAGCAGUCUGACCCCUCUAUAUACUAUUUUCUCGGCACACCUUGUUGUCUCUUUGUUGUGCAAAUUGUCGAUCUCUCUGCGAGGGAACAAAUUAGACGUUUUUUGUCCGAUCGUUCGUAUUGGUUCUCUCUCUUUUUUUUUUUUUGUUUUUUUUUCUUUUCUUUUUCUCCCUACUUUUCUUUAUUUUUCCGCUUUCCCUAUUUUUCUCCGCUCGUUCUUUCUAUUUUUCUUAUUUCAUUAAGUUUUUUUUUUAUUAUUGUUUUUUUGUUCUUUUUUUUUUUGUCCAUAUCUUUUCAACGCGAGGAAACGUUUUCGUACUGUACGUUUUUGUUCAGUGUUAUUUUUUUUUAUUAUUUUUCUUUCUUUGUUUUUUCUUUUUUGGUUUAGUUUUUCUGCGAGCAAGUACGAGAAGAGAUCGCUGACGACAUUCGAAAGUCGAUUGAUUUCGUUUUUUGAGAUCGAUCGGAAUUAUUUAUCGGAAGGGUGGAUAGCCUCGUAGCGUAAAUUAUCGUCAUCCUGAUCGUUCAGGUGUCACUCGCAAAAAAAUAUAUAUAUACAUAUAUAUAUGUAUAUGUAUGUAUGUAUAUAUAUACGCAUAUGUAUAUGUAUCUUACAAUUAGAAUAAAAGGUCGGCCCACGGAUUUACACGUGUAUAAACGUAGAACGUAACGUUUUCAAACGAAUCGAUCGAAUCUAAUCACAUUAAAGGUGACGUUCGAUCUUUUUCGUAAGUAAAUCCGUGCCGGACGAUUUCCGAUCAUCGAACUUUUGCGACGAGUUCCCGACGAAUUCUCUCGAGAUUUUCGCCCUUUUCUACGCGCCUUACGAGGAUAAAAAGAAAGGGUUUGUAUGUUGCGACAAAGAUAGAUAGAUAGACAGAGACAGAAAGAGAGAGAGAGAGAAAGAGAGAGAGAGAGAGAUAAAUACAAUGAGCGCGUGUGUGUAUGCGUUUGAAUGUGUGCGAGUAAAAGAUGAUUUCCUUUUUAAAAACGCACAUAGAUGCACGAUUAAAUCUUUAAUUCGUUUAGAUCGUAAGUCUGUAGAUCUUAAGACGCGACCCAACUCUUUUAGAUCGUCUCUGUUGUCUAUAUGUGUACGAAAGUCGUUCCCAAGAGAAUAGGAAAAAAAAUAGAAAGAAAGAGAGGGAGAGAGGGAGAGAGAGAUAUUUGAUCGUUGUUGUUGAUGUUGUUGUUAUUAUUGAAAAAUUGAGAAAGUGAGGAAAUUCGAUUGAGGGCAACGUACUUAUAAGUUAACUCCACAUAUUUCUCUCUCGCUGAUUCUCCAGGAUAAAACAAACGUAAAGAAAGGAAAAAAGAGAAAGGUAAAGAGGAAAAGAAAUAAAUUUAAGAGAGAGAGAGAGAGAGAGAAUGAUCGUACGUACGUAGCAAGUUUUAUUGCUAAAUAAAAAUAAUUGUAAUAUGAUGAUCGAGGGAAAAAAAUCGUUUAUAUUUCGUUGGGAACUCGCGAUUACGUGAGUUAAAGAAAAUUAAAGGAAUAUGUUAAAUUACGAGAGGAAAGGGAAAGAAUAAAAGAUUGAACGGAACAAAACGAGAAAUAUAAAUAAAUGAACACGAAUGAAUGAAUGAAGGAAUGAAUGGAUGAAUGAAUAAAUAAAUAACAUGAUGAAAGCUCGAACUUUUUUUUCGAGCUUCGCCGACGAAAAAAAUAAAUACAUUAAAAGUUAAAAUAAAAAAAAAAAGGAACAAAACAAACGAAAUUGAUUGAACUCGUUUCAUUUGGGAUACGUACGUACAUGGAAAAAUAUGAAAAUAAUUGGUCGAUAUAUAUAUAUAUAUAUUUUUCACUUCUCGUUUCUUACGUUUUCAUUUUGUUUUUUCUUUUCGUUUCUCUCCCUUUUACAUUUUCGUCGAUAAUGGUCAGUUUUUCUCGGCGACGAUAUUCCUGCAAUUAGCGAUUAGCUUCGAGGAUGAGCUUUAUUAUCGGAAAUGAGAAAUUCAUUUUUUUUUUCUUUCACUUUUUUUCGACGUUCUUGCAACUACUGGCGAAUUGUCACUCUCUCGUAUUUGAUGUCGCUUCUUCUUUUUUUUAUUUUUUUUUAUUUUAAACACAUAAUAGAGAGAGAGAGAGAGAGAGAGAGAGAGAGAGAGAGAGAGAGAGAGAGAGAAAUAUGCAUAUAUAUACAUAUAUAUAUAUGUAUGUAUGUAUGUAUGAUAUGUAUAUAAAGACACACGCAUACACGCAGAGACAGCAAACCUAAUAAACGUUGCGAUUCCGCUUACGUAUCCGCGCUUUUCGCUUUCUGAUCUCCGAACGAUGGAGGAAAGAGGGAAAGAGACAGACAGAUAGACAAAAUAAAGAGAAAAAAAGAAAAAGAGAGAUAGAGAGUAUCGAAAAAAAUCUCGGAUGAUCAUCGACAUAGAAAAAAGAUCAUUCGUGUUCCCUUUCCUUAUUUUUUACUAAACGUAUACGUACGUACUCGACGCGCUCCGAAUUCUGUCCCUCUUUCUUCCUAAGUGAUCUUGUUCUUUUCUGUUUUUUUUUUCUUAUUUUCUUUUUUUUUUUUCUUUUAUUCUUUUCGUAAUUUAUUUCGGACGCCGAAGUCGCACACAAAGUCGCAAAGUAUUCUGAUGAUGGUUCGGCGAUUAUAAAAAAGGACAGGACGAACGAACACGAUGAUUAAAUCGAGACCAAAUUCGUUCGCGAUUAGCUUCGUAUUAUUCCGAGAGAGAAAGAGAGAGAAAGAGAGAGAGAGAGAGAGAGAGAGAGAGAGAGAGUGUGUGUGUCGUCUCUACGUCUUAUCGUCUUAGUGCUUUAGUAGCACUAACGCUCAGAAUACGUUGUUCGAGAGAGAAGGAAAAGUCAAUAAAACUAUCUUCAAUUUUA
Vespula vulgaris is the source of this 7129-nucleotide messenger RNA. RefSeq names its product probable serine/threonine-protein kinase DDB_G0267686. Bases 725 to 3058 code for a protein of 777 amino acids. The record is from RefSeq and is a predicted model, not a curated record. The transcript has a single exon. NCBI's taxonomy places the organism in Eukaryota, Metazoa, Arthropoda, Insecta, Hymenoptera, Vespidae.